This is a messenger RNA of Histoplasma mississippiense, 201 nucleotides long. RefSeq lists its product with no specific name. The transcript has 4 exons. NCBI's taxonomy places the organism in Eukaryota, Fungi, Ascomycota, Eurotiomycetes, Onygenales, Ajellomycetaceae. Bases 1 to 201 code for a protein of 66 amino acids. The record is from RefSeq and is a predicted model, not a curated record.
AUGGCCCUCGAGGGUCUGGCACAACUCUCCCGUGGCGGGAUCCAAGAGCUUGACAGUGUUAUCCCUAGAACCGGAUGCCAGCAGCCGACCAUCCGAUAUUAUACCCAGGAUACCCGUAGCUUCCACCCACCGACCUCACCACGUUCCGUACCAUCGCCUGUGAGCCUCGACAGUGAAGCAACUGGAAGUGGAGACUCAUGA